Molecule: messenger RNA, 543 nt
Organism: Pneumocystis murina B123
Lineage: Eukaryota; Fungi; Ascomycota; Pneumocystomycetes; Pneumocystales; Pneumocystaceae
Exons: 1
Coding region: 1-543 (180 amino acids)
Cellular component (GO): mitochondrial large ribosomal subunit
Molecular function (GO): structural constituent of ribosome
Source: RefSeq, a predicted model, not a curated record
AUGAUAUUAACAAAUUCAUAUCUUUUCUUAAAAUACAUAAGAUGGGCUUCAUCAGGGCCUCGUUCUACAAAACAUCCACGACAUCGUAUUCCAAAGUUAAAACCUAUACCAGAAGGAAUAUUGUUACAAAAAGAGUUAAAUUCUGAGCUUUUUUAUAACCCUCCUUCAUCUCCUCCAGAUUAUAAAGUAACUCCUUAUUCAUUGCUUCCAGACGAAGUUAAAAAAUUGACUGAAAAACCUGUUUUUCAAGGGAAAUUGCCUCCACCAUUAUCACCUAUUAAGAAGAAAAAAUAUAAUUUAACUGAAGAAGAUAUAAAGGAAAUUAAGAUUCUAAGAGAAAAUGGAAUAAGUCGUUCUGAAUUGGCAAAGAGAUAUAAUGCAUCUCGACUAUUUAUUGGAAUGGUUUCAUCACUAAGUAAGGAAAAGCUACAAGAAAUUGAGAAAAAAAAUCAAGAAAUCAGGGAUAGUUGGAGUGAACAUAAAAAAGAAGUAAAGAUGAAUAGAUAUAAAAGAAAGAAGUUGUGGAAACAAGAAUAUAAUUAG